Messenger RNA from Symbiodinium natans, 3864 nucleotides. The record is from the annotation of a GenBank genome assembly. Lineage: Eukaryota; Dinophyceae; Suessiales; Symbiodiniaceae.
AUGACUACGUUGGGGGCAGCAUCGACAGCUGCGAACGGAGGAGGGGGCGGAGGUGAGGGCAGCUCGCCCGCCAAACGCAAAGCGGCAGAAGUGGUGGAAGUGGAGGACGCCAUCUCGCUGGGGGCCCUCAAAGCCGAGCUCAAAGCCCACCAGGAGGCGAUGAAACAGGACUUCCAGCACGCCAUUGGGGGAGUGCAGAAAGACAUGGCGGAGAGAGUCACCACCGUGGAGUCGGAGGUCACCAAACAACUCCAAACCACCCUGGCGCUGCUGAAACAGUUGACCGACAAGCAGGACAACCAAGGGGCAAAAAUGGCGGAAGUUGUGGAGGGGCAGCGCUACCUGGAAGACAAGAUGGAAGCCAACCAACGCAGCCUGGAGGAACGCAUUGAAAAGCUGGAGACGUCGGGGUGCAACCCGGGGCAAUCCACCACAAGCGUGCCGACGACCGACGAUGGGAUCGGGGGCCGCAAGCCGGCGCUCAUCAUGGGAGGAUGGGGGGACAACACGCCCGCCAACGAAGUGAUCGAGAAAGCCACCCAGAUCCUACGCCAACUCAAGGUCGACAUCGAAUACCAGGACGCCUUUGUACCUGGGAUCCGGAGGGGGUUUGCCCUCAUUCCCCUCAAAGGGGCCCGAGUCGGAGAAGGAGGUGAAGAGUACCGCCAACGCAUCCAGAUCGUCCGCAAUGCCAAAAUCCAAACGGGACAUGUGAGGGAGGACACGGGGCAGCCUCGCUACGCAUACCUCACCAUCUCCCAGCCACCAGAACGUCGCCGACGAGCAAGACUGGCAGCCAAAGUGAAGCGAUGCAUCCUAGAGCUGGGGGGCAGCCACAACGACCUGGAGGUGGAGUUCGCUACGGGCACGGUGUGGUACGGAGGUGCCCGGAUCUCGUCAGCUGUCAGCCCCCCGAAAGAAGGGGCAGACAAGAUAGGACCGGGAUGGGUGGACGUCAACGAGAUGGCCAAAGCGCUCAGUGGGGGGAAGACCACCCAACAAGCACUGACUAUGCUCACCUGGAACGUGGGAGGAGCCGGGGCCAAGAAAGUUCUCGACAUCCUCCUCACGCUCAGUCGGGGGGGCGGCCCACAUGCAAACCUUGCCACAGUGAACGUGGUGACCCUCCAAGAGGUGAUCUGCGAGCCUGGCAUUCACAUCGAGAGCUCAGAAAAUUGGACUCUCGUCAUGGGGAAGAUGGACACAGAGUGGAGGGGAGAGGGGGGGCACACCAAACCCACCAUGGUAGGGGUCCUAUCAGCACACCUUCCACACCAUGCCACGAUCCCUCAGACAGAGCGUAUCCUCACGGGAUGGGGAGCGUGCACAGCCUUAGCGGAGAUGCGCGUCAUCCUGGGGGGCGACCUCAACGAGACCUUCCGGGAAUUGGAAAUGGGGGCGGCGGCGUCUACGGGGCGAGGGGAAACGUUACUCCGCUGGAUGGAAGAGCACGAACUACGACUACCUGACCAAGCAAUGGACGAGCCCUCGUACCACCCAUACAACACGGCCAUGCGAGCCCGGCGGCUGGACUACAUUGCCACGCGCAGACUCCCAGCUGGGGAAGGGCACGUGAUGGAGGGGACGAGGGACAUCAUACAGUCGGACCACGACGCAGUCAUGCUAGAGACAAACUUCGCGGUGCGGAACAAGCCGAAACUCACGGCAACAUGGGGUGCGCGCGUCUUGAAAGAUCUUGAUCAAGUCGAAGAAGCACUACGGGAACAACGCCGAGGGGAUCCUCAUCACAUCAUUGCAGAGGUGGCCAAAGCGAUCACCGUGCCCGCCCCCCAAGGAGGUGAACCGUGGCAAGAGAGUGACAAGCUGAAGCACCUCCGACAUCGAGCCAAGCACGCGGGGGAAGCCGAACGGCGAAGCCUAUGGAAGCAAGUCUGGAACACGCACAAACGUGAAAGGAAGGCAUGGUUGCAGCGCAAAGUGCAAGCAGCUGCCAACAUGAACUGGGGAGAGCUGCGAGCGCUGGGGAAACAACGCCAAAACAAACAAUGGGAGCACCACCUGCUGGGUAGACCAGGCUGGCAAGAUGAACUGCGCGAGCACUUUGAGGGGACAUUCGCCAAAGUUUCCCGAGAACGAGUCCAGAAAGCCUUUGGGGAGCUACGACGCGCUCUGGAACAUCGAUGCAAAAGGACCCCCUGGAAGCCAUUCGAAGAAGAGGAACUGGUUGCAGCAAUGGCCACGUGGGGGCGCCGAAAAGCCACCGGUGUCGACGGAACUUCACUGGAAGCGCUGCGAGCCAUGCAACAGGACCGGGUCUGGGGGGAGAGACUCCUCUACCUCUACAACGACGUGCUCUACACCGGCAAGCUCCACGGCAAGAUGGGAGAGGGGGUCACCAUCCUGCUACCCAAAGUAACGCUCCCGACGGAGUGGGGGCAAACAAGACCCAUCACGCUCUCAAGCUCGACACUAAAGUGGCUAUCACAGCUCUUGCUGGGGAGAUGCAGCCACCACUUCGAGCCGCUCACCAAGUUUCAGUGGGCUUGGAGGGGCAAACAAGCUGAGGAGCUCAUCAUGGUCCUCCGCAAAGUUGUCAGAACGGGGGUAGAAUGGAAGCUGCCCACCUGGAUAGCCAAACUGGAUGUCCGCAAAGCGUUUGACAGCGUACACCAGCAGAACAUGGGGGCCAUGGUGGCGCACUGGGUCGGCGAUCGAGGGGGACAACCAUGGGAAGCAAGGACGUGGAUGGCCCUGCUUGAGGCGGAGACCGUACAAGUCGCCAUCGGGGGGGAAAUCGUGAUCGUCCUCCAAACCACAGGAGUACGCCAAGGAGCACCGGAUUCGCCUGUUUUGUUCGCCGCACUCAUGGGUCGAGCCCUCCAACAAGCACGCCUGCCAGCCACAAGACAGGGGGCUGGGCCCCCGUGCCCACACAAUGAAGGAGCCUUCAUGGAUGACACCUAUGUCUGGGACCAUGACGCCGAGAACUUCCAAAAACGCCUCACCAGUGUGGAGGAAACGCUAAAGAAAGAUGGCCUACACAUCCACCCGAAGAAGACGGCCAUCAUCACGAAUGCGGAGCAACCGGGACGCUUUCGCAUUGGGGGGGAGUGGGUUGACCCGCAACCGGAAGAAGGUUCCUUCCACAUUCUCGGCUCGCCGGUGGCGUUCAAGAACCAAGUCACCCUACUGAUAGCAGAAAUGCACACGAGAGCCCGCAAAGCCUUCCACGCCCACGCCCAGGAGCUCACUGCCCGAACCCCACUUCCACCCAGACUCAAGCUGAUGCUGGUGUACCUCCGUCCUGCAGCACUGUGGGGAUGUAGUGCGUGGCCACCGCACGAAACGCUGCUGAAGGCUGCGAACUCGUGUCAGCUCCACUACGUCAGGAAAAUAGUAGGGCUUGGAAAACGCGCGGGGGAAACCUGGGUAGAUUGGAACCAAAGGGGGCUGCGAGACGCCAGGGCCAAGGUACACCACCACCAAGUCCAGCGAUGGUCUACCCACGCACUGCGUCGCAUAUGGGGGCUAUGGGGACAUGUCGCCAGACAACAUGAGAGCUGCACCAAAGAGAUCCUCCUGUGGCGGGGGCAAAAAUGGUGGAAGGCUGAACAAGCCAACCCCAGGGGGCUGCGACAUCCGAGUCGCUUCAACCCACACACGGACAUUGAGCGAGCCGUGGCCGCCGUCGGGGGACAAGACUGGGACAUUCGAGCUCAAGAUCGUCUUUGGUGGCAAGCCCAAACCGAGGAGUUCGUGACGAGGCAUGACCCGCCGUGGAGUAGCGGAAGGCAAAAGGCGCUUGGCAACCUCGCACCCAACAAAACCACACGAAACACGGGGGGGGGGCGAAAAAGGGGGAACCUGGCAAUCACGGAUGAUGUUGCGCACCGCAACGGAUAG